This is a messenger RNA of Phycomyces blakesleeanus NRRL 1555(-), 948 nucleotides long. RefSeq lists its product as hypothetical. The transcript is spliced from 5 exons. The record is from RefSeq and is a predicted model, not a curated record. Lineage: Eukaryota; Fungi; Mucoromycota; Mucoromycetes; Mucorales; Phycomycetaceae. The coding region runs from base 1 to 948 and encodes 315 amino acids.
AUGUCUACAAUCACAAAGCUUUCCCACCACGAGUGCAGUAUCUGCCACAAAUGCUACACAAACAAGAAACUUGUAGCCAAGUGUGAAGUUCAGUGCCUAGAAAAAGUUUAUAAAGAGAUAAAUAACAUCCAAAGUUCCUCAACCUUGGAAGAAAGCACCAACAUGAGCAUUGACAAGAAUAUUACUCCUUCCUAUGAUAUUGAAUAUGAGAAUUCUAUGGAAAAUGAUUUGGCAAUCAUGGAUGUUACUGAAAAUGCUAUUGACAAUACUCCUUCUCAGUUGGUCUAUGACUUUAGUGCUCCUGUUCCUGUUUCUGGCUAUGACAAUGCAAAGAAUCUCAAGCUUAUGAAGAUUAUCAAGGAUACGUCAAACAAGAUUUUGUACAGAGCUUGCUCUUCUUAUCUUGGUACCAAGCUUCUUUCUCGAUUUCUUGGUGUCCAUGAGGAGACAUACCACGUUUGUUGCAAUGGGUGUAUGCUGUACAACAACAAUCAGCAAACGGAGUGCCCGCAUUGUGACGAAGCCCAUUACAAGACCAGCGAGAGAAGUCAAGAUGCUGGUGAGAAUCCAAUUCCUGCCAGCACAAUGAUACCUCUUCCUCUGGGUAGACAGCUUGCAGCUGCUUUGGCCAACGACUGCACCAGAAAAGAGAUGCUGUAUUGCCACCAUCAUACGCAGAAGGCUGAUAGCAACAUUUCUGAUGUCUUUGACAAACAGGCAUAUCAGUCAAAGAAACAUCUUUUCUCGGGUGAAAACAACAUCAUCAUUUUGCUGUCUGUUGAUGGGUUUGCUCCCCAUUGUGUUCUGGGUUUGGUAACCAUUGUCCACGUUACUACCCUCAACCUUCCCCCAAUGAUCUGCUACGAGCACAGCCAUAUGAUCCAAGUCACAAUCAUCCCUGGUCCCAAAGCACCCGCAACUUCUGGUCAUGCCUGGAGCCUGUUCUGA